Messenger RNA from Nymphalis io (European peacock), 1382 nucleotides. RefSeq lists its product as uncharacterized. Gene Ontology annotation, cellular component: extracellular region. The transcript is spliced from 2 exons. Bases 11 to 640 code for a protein of 209 amino acids. The record is from RefSeq and is a predicted model, not a curated record. NCBI's taxonomy places the organism in Eukaryota, Metazoa, Arthropoda, Insecta, Lepidoptera, Nymphalidae. Gene Ontology annotation, molecular function: chitin binding.
UAUCACUAAAAUGGACGCUAAGCUCUACAUUGCCGUAAUUUUCGUUCUCUGCCUGUCAUGGCAAGUAAAUGCACAAGUAAACUGCACAACAACUGGUGCUGGUCGUUUUGCAGAACCGAAUGACGCAACUUGUAAGAACUACACCCUGUGCGUCGCGGUGAACACCGCCGCCGGACAAUAUUUGUCAUACAACUUUUUCUGCCCAACCACAUCGCUGUUCAACCCCACAACCUCGCAAUGUGCGUCGAACUACGUGUGCAACUUCACCGCUCCCGCUGACACAACCACAUCAGCAUGCACCGCGGAAGGAUUCACAUCAGAUCCUACUUCAACAAACUGUUCAACCUACAUACAGUGUUUGUCAGAGAAUGGAGCUUUUACUGAAUUACCUAUAACUUGUCCGCCUGAUUCAUUUUAUAAUCCAAAUUCUGCUCUAUGUGAAGCAGACUAUGUUUGUAGAUUUACUUGUACCGCCGCUGGUUUUUUUGCAGAUCCCGCGGACACCACUUAUAAAAACUAUUAUCUUUGUGUAUUAGCAGCCAAUGGAACAUACGCGGAGUACCUUUACACUUGUCCGUCGACAUCGGUGUUCAAUCCUAAUACAAGUAUUUGUACAACAAGUUAUACAUGUCCAACAUGAUUGAUAAAACAACAAAUUGAAUUGAUUAUCUAUCUUGUUUCUUUCUUUAUUAAUGGUUUAGCUCUUUUGUCCUAAAACUAUUUCCUACGCCUUUCCUUAGUGGUGUUUACAAAAAAAGAAAAAUAAAACAUGUAAUUAUCUUUUACAGCCUAAAUAUUUUAGAUUAGUUUUAAUAAUAGGCUUUUUAAAUUAGAUUUUUAAGGGAUACCCAAACGGGGAUUUUUUUAUGUGUUUAAAUAUUGAAUUAUAAUAAUCUUAAAUACAGAAAAAUAAUACACAUAAUUAAUAUGAAUAAUAAUAAUAAUAAAUUUAUUUAUUCUCUCCCACAGACAAUAAUGUUUUCAUUUUUUUUGUAAUAUAUAUAAAUACAGUUAUAUGUGGGAGACAGGAGCCCAAACUAGGUUGCCCUGUGCUAAGGGUCUCCUGGCUCCCCCUCUUGAGUAAGGAACUAUUUAUUUGUUUAAUUUUAUAGAAAACAGGAGAAACACUAAAGCUUUUAGCUAACAAUAUAAUAUCUAGUAAUAAGUUAUGCUAAUAGAAAUAAGAAGAUAAGGCAUGUUUGUGAAUAUGUGCGUGUGAGCGCAUGUGUUGGGUGUGUGGGUGUGCGUGUGUGUGUAUGUGUCUGUGUGUCGUGUAUGUAUGUGUAUAUAUAUUUGAGGGUAUUUGUGUAUUUGCUAUGGGUUUGUAGAUAACUUUUUUACUACAAUUGCUUGUUUAUUAUUAAUAUAUUAAAUUAAUAAUU